AUGGAUUUUGGCCCGCGACAUUCCGCCGUCUCCGCACACGGGCCUGUCAAUCAAAGGGCACGCCGUCCGAGGGGGCGGGGCCGCAGCCUUCAAAAAGCCGCCGCCGCCGGCACCGUGACCCGCAAACGCAAUCAGAACCAGAGCGGCAACCGCAACCAGAAGAAGAAAGUCGCCAUGCGUGGAUGCGAGCGUUCCUUGCUGCCGUUGGUCACGUGCUUGCUGGUGUGCAGCCUGGCCGUUUCCUCUCAGCCUGACAGACAGCAGGACCUGGAUCUGGACCUGGACCGGGACGGGGAUGUGGCGCUUGAGCUGCGUCACCUCAAGAUGCCGCAUCGACUGGCGCACGGACAACGUGACCUGUUGCAGGACUGGACCAAGCGAGCGGUGGAGGAUCUCCUGGCAAGGUUGUCGCCACCCGAGGCCGAAAUCCGGCAGCCGUCCGAUAUUGCGUCGGCUAGGAUGGACGGCGAGCGCUCGGUGGACCCCCCCAACAACGGGCCCCCCCGCGAGCGCAAGGCCGGAUGCAAGAACUUCUACUGGAAAGGCUUCACUUCCUGUUAG
Molecule: messenger RNA, 561 nt
Organism: Phycodurus eques (leafy seadragon)
Lineage: Eukaryota; Metazoa; Chordata; Actinopteri; Syngnathiformes; Syngnathidae
Gene: sst1.2
Product: somatostatin 1, tandem duplicate 2
Exons: 3
Coding region: 1-561 (186 amino acids)
Biological process (GO): regulation of cell migration
Cellular component (GO): extracellular region
Molecular function (GO): hormone activity
Source: RefSeq, a predicted model, not a curated record